ACAAUGAGCGAGGAGACGCCGGUCACCCCCAGCUGGCUGAGCCCUGACCCCACAGCCUGGGCCAGCGGUGGCGGCGGGCCGCUGGACAACAGCACCGGCCUGGGGACGUUUCAACCGGAGGAGACACUCCCCCCCAGCCAGCUGCCUCUCCUGGUCAACCCCUGGGACAUUGUGUUGUGCUCGUCUGGGACUCUGAUCGCCUGUGAGAACGCCCUGGUGGUGCUGGUGAUCUGGCAGAACCCGGCCCUCCGGGCGCCCAUGUUCCUGCUGAUCGGCAGCCUGGCGCUGGCUGACCUGCUGGCCGGUCUGGGCCUGGUGCUCCACUUCACCUGUGCCUACCUGCUGCGCUCCGACUCGGCCCAGCUGCUGACCGUGGGCCUGGUGGUGGCCUCCUUCUCCGCCUCAGUCUUCAGUCUGCUGGCCAUCACCAUCGACCGCUACCUGUCGCUCUACUACGCCCUAACCUACAACUCGGAGCGCACCGCGGCCUUCACCUACACCAUGCUGGUGCUGCUCUGGGGCCUCUCCCUGUGUCUGGGCCUGCUGCCCGUCACGGGGGUCAACUGCCUGGCCGAGGAGGCUACGUGUAGCGUGGUGCGCCCGCUCACCAAGAACAACAUAGCAGUGCUGUCCGUCUCCUUCCUGCUGCUCUUCGGCCUCAUGCUGCAGCUCUACGUACAAAUCUGUAAGAUCGUGAUGCGCCACGCCCACCAGAUCGCCCUGCAGCACCACUUCCUAGCUGCCACGCCCCACUAUGUCACUACUAGGAAGGGUGUGUCCACGCUGGCCAUCAUCCUGGGUACCUUCGCCGCCUGCUGGAUGCCGUUCACUGUCUACUCCCUCAUCGCCGACUACACCUACCCCCCGCUGUACACCUACGCCACGCUGGUGCCUGCCACCUACAACUCCGUCAUCAACCCGGUUAUAUAUGCCUUCAGGAACCAGGAGAUCCAGAAGGCGCUGUGGCUGGUGUGCUGUGGUUGUGUGCCGGCCAGCGUGGCACAGCGGGCACGGACCCCUAGUGACGUGUGA
Myripristis murdjan (pinecone soldierfish) is the source of this 1032-nucleotide messenger RNA. RefSeq names its product G protein-coupled receptor 12 (gene gpr12). The transcript has a single exon. The record is from RefSeq and is a predicted model, not a curated record. Gene Ontology annotation, cellular component: membrane. Gene Ontology annotation, biological process: G protein-coupled receptor signaling pathway. NCBI's taxonomy places the organism in Eukaryota, Metazoa, Chordata, Actinopteri, Holocentriformes, Holocentridae. Bases 4 to 1032 code for a protein of 342 amino acids. Gene Ontology annotation, molecular function: G protein-coupled receptor activity.